Molecule: messenger RNA, 1519 nt
Organism: Aureobasidium pullulans EXF-150
Lineage: Eukaryota; Fungi; Ascomycota; Dothideomycetes; Dothideales; Saccotheciaceae
Exons: 2
Coding region: 1-1434 (477 amino acids)
Source: RefSeq, a predicted model, not a curated record
AUGUCCUUGACAACAUCGUCAAUCUACUCUUGGAACGGCGCCUCCGCAUCUGCGAAGUCGAACAUCAUGUCAAACACGACGAGAGUGUCACCGGAUUUACUCUCUAUGCCUAACGAGAUCAUCGCAAGGAUAUGCAAUUACGUCGCUGUCCACGAUCACGCAAAGCCUAUCUCCAACCUUCGCCUGACCUGCAAACAUUUCUAUGCUCCAGCCACCAAAGAACUCGCCCAAAAGUUCCUCAGCGAGCCUCAUGUCAUGAUGAAUCGAUACAGCCUCGAAGCACUUGUCGAGAUCUGCAAACAUCCACUGUUUGGUCCUCAUGUGCGCGGUAUCGCUUUCGAGUCUUCUAGACUCAGCCUUAGGCUUUUCGACGACAUCCACUACAGGCUAAGGACCUCGCUCACCGACAAAGACCUGGUGGCUAUGACUCAGGCAAGGAAACAGAUGACUUUCUUCCUGGAAUUGUAUGAGCAGGAGCAAAGUCUACAACAGACCGGCGAAGCUUCGAAACUCGUCAGAGAAGCGUGUAGCCUACUUCGGCAAUAUAGAAACGCUGUCAAGAUGGCCCUUACAACAGUAGGCAUCGAUCAUAACGGCCCUUAUCCAAUGGGCUAUCAUAAAGCUCUCACCCAGUUUAUCUGUUCUAAUGGGAAUGGCUUGAGUAAUUUCAUGGCUGCAAAAGACGUCUCUUCCACCCUUCUGCUGAUGCUAGAAGCCUCCGAUGCAAGUGAAUGCGAGAUCUCAAGUUUGGACAUCGGGGCAUGGGACUUUCAUCACUACGACACAUGCGCAGAUCUAUCCAACGUGCGCAUUGCUUCCAAAGUCCUGACUGCGUUGACCGAAAUCCACCUGCAUCUCGACCCGGGCCCAUUGCAAGAUGGUCUGGACAGGAUUCUCGAGGCAACACUUCCUUUCGCCAACAGACUGCAGAAAGUUUACCUGGAAUUUGGCCAGGAUGCAGAAAGUGGGUUAAGUAGAUCAUCCUUGUCAAUGCUUGCAUCGGUCGCACGUAUUCUUGAAUCGAUCGGUUCCGACGAACUUGUCCAGUUAGAGCUGAACAUCACGACUUUUCGCGAGGCAGAUCUCCUCAAAUUUCUGGGCCUGCACAAGAAGACUCUGAAGCAGGUGACUUUCCAAGAUCUUCCGUUAGCGGGCUCAUGGGUCCAGCUGUUAUCAUGGAUCCGAGAUAAUUUGUCUCUUGACAAGCUAGUCUUCCUUUGCGUCUCGGAAUUUGAUGAGCAUGACCUGGAUGAGCGUGGAUACGGGAAGCCGACCCUAUGGUUCCGUGGCGGAUUCGAUAUCAGGGGUCCUACAGCUAUGCGACCUGCUUUAGACAAGUUCCUGGCACAGAAGAGGAAGCAGUUGACUGGAGACGAAGACCAUGGGCUGGCAGAGUACGAACUGGAUUACGGACAACCAAGAGUCAUCGAAUAGACUGGGAGAACGCGAGAGCAAAUUAGUGAUGACCUUACACGCGCAACGGGAAUGACAGUAGAAGGACUAAGCCGGGCAAUGGGGC